Molecule: messenger RNA, 4259 nt
Organism: Aethina tumida (small hive beetle)
Lineage: Eukaryota; Metazoa; Arthropoda; Insecta; Coleoptera; Nitidulidae
Gene: alpha-Man-IIb
Product: alpha-mannosidase 2
Exons: 10
Coding region: 411-3893 (1160 amino acids)
Biological process (GO): N-glycan processing; mannose metabolic process; protein deglycosylation
Cellular component (GO): Golgi membrane
Molecular function (GO): alpha-mannosidase activity; carbohydrate binding
Source: RefSeq, a predicted model, not a curated record
GAGUGCACGUACUCUGACGUUUCCGAUAAACAAAACGAUCGUUGAUAAUUUUAAAUAACCGCGGGGUGCCGUUCGGCGCGAUUGGUUUUACCAACGUUUUUUGCAUUGCUGUGCCGUUUGUGCAACUUACGGACGCCGUGUCCAUUGAUGUUAGAUUGUCCACUUAAUUUAGUUAAUUUUCUCUAUUCUAUUGAAGUCAGCAAAUAUUUGAAACCCUUACAGGAUCAGUUUCUUUCUUCUUAGCUCAUCAGCCGCGAAGGCUGCACCACCAUCUGUUCCCAGAACAAUGACCUAGAGGAAGAAGUAAUCGAACCAGUGCUAGAAAAUUUACAUGAAGCAUCUAAAAAAGUGUCCGAAUCGUUAGAUCUAGAUAAUCAUUUUAACCGUCUAGUCUAAGGCGCAUAAUCAAAAUGACGGUGAUGGGAAAAAUUUGCAGGCGAAUGUCGCCAAAGGGCUUCGCCCUAACGGCCAUCGGUCUAACAGUUGUCCUCUGCGUGUAUUACACUAGUUACACCUCGGACGUGGGCAAGAUUUCCAAUCAGACCGGCGACAGAUUGGAAGUCAAGUCACAGAGACUUAUCGAUAAGCUCGGCGGUGCCAGGAGAGUGAUGGAGAAGAAGGAGUUCGAGGUCUGUCCCAAAUUGACGGCGGCCGAGACCGACGUCAACACCGUCGACGUCUUCAAGGACUUCGAAUUUCAGCCCGCUUGGAUGAAGAGCAAGGAGUAUUGGGACAAAACUUUCGAGGAUCGAUUCGAGAGGCAGAAAAUGGAUGCAGAUCGACCUCCGUUAAAGGUCAUAAUAGUCCCUCAUUCACACAACGACCCAGGAUGGCUAAAAACCUUCGAACAGUACUUCCAGUACUCGUCGAAGCAAAUCAUGAACAACAUGGUGGCCAAGCUGCAGCAGUACAAGAACCUGACGUUCAUCUGGUCCGAAAUUUCGUUCCUAAACGCCUGGUGGGAAGAAGCUCACCCCAACAAACAACGUGCCCUUAAAAACUUGGUUCAAUCUGGACGACUGGAGAUCACAACUGGCGGUUGGGUCAUGACAGAUGAGGCCAACGUCCACUUGUACGCCAUGGUGGACCAACUCAUUGAAGGACAUCAAUGGUUGUGGACGAACCUGGGCAUCAAACCCAAAUCGGGUUGGUCAGUGGAUCCCUUCGGUCACGGUAGCACUGUUCCUUAUUUGUUGUCCGCUUCCGGCAUUAAGGGUACCGUCAUCCAAAGAAUACACUAUGCCUGGAAGCAGUGGUUGGCUCUGAAGCAGUACGGCGACUUCAGAUGGGUACCCAAUUGGAGCCCGUCCGAUUCGUAUGGAUCCAUGCUGACCCACAAUCAGCCAUUCGACAUUUACAGCAUCAAACACAGCUGCGGACCGCAUCCCUACAUCUGUCUCAAUUUCGAUUUUAGAAAGGUCCAGGGAGAAUACACGGAGUACUCACUGAAGGCGCAAGCUAUUACUGAUAAAAAUGUCAAGGAAAAGAGUGAGCUACUGCUGGAACAAUACGCCAGAACUGGCUCAUUGUUUCCUCACAACGUCGUUUUGAUGCCACUAGGAGACGAUUUCCGCUACAACGUGGAGGAGGAAUGGGAUCAACAGUACGUCAACUACGAAAAACUCAUCGAUUACAUAAACAAACACAAGGACAUGUACAAGGCGGAGGUUUCAUUCGGUACUCCCGCCGAUUACUUUGAAGAGAUCAUGAGAAGGUAUGAUCAGUUCCCGACACUUAGAGGCGACUUCUUCGUAUACUCCGACAUAUUCGCCGAAGGCAGACCGGCUUAUUGGUCUGGAUAUUUCACCACUCGACCAUUUAUGAAGUUAUUAGACCGCGAAUUGGAACACACUCUGAGAGGAGCUGAAAUUCUGUACACGAUCGCAUUGAACAACGCAAAGCAAAACAAAUUGACGCCUCACUUGAAAAUCAUCGAAAGAGACUUUGAGAAACUGGUGCGUGCCAGGAGGAAUUUGGGAUUGUUCCAACAUCACGACGCAAUCACAGGCACCAGUAAAUCAUUCGUUAUGCGGGACUACGGUUUGAAACUAUUCGAGGGAAUUAGGGAUACGGUCAGCAUUCAGCAGAACGCCUUGCAAAGUUUGGUAUAUCCGUACGUCGUUAUGAAGCCUAAUCAAAACUUGAUACUCAGCGACGUAGAACGGGAAUCGUACGACAAACUACCCAAGAAAACUCCUCUACAAAUUUCGGCCACCGGAAAGAAUGCUAUAAGAAAAGUAAUUCUUUAUAACAGUCUUUCACAAGUUCAGGAGCAGAUCGUUCAGGUUCGAACGAACGUAAGCAAUGUUAAGGUAUUGAAUGCUGAUAACAGUCCAGUUCUGUUUCAAAUUAAUCCCGUUUGGGAGGCGUCCGACAAUAAUGCGAACUUCUGGAUAUCAGCAGAUGAAUACGAAGUGGUGUUUCUGGCCAAACUUCAACCAUUAUCUGUAACGACUUACAGUGUUGUGUACACCGAAGAAAGUCACGAAAAGCUAUCGACAAUUUAUUGCAACAAAUGCAAGAAGAAAACGGCCAUUUUAAAUAACGGCGAAUCCCCCGCCCCCACUAUAAAAUCAAACUUCACCCUCAAAGCAAUUCCUGUAGGCGACAUUCAAUUAGAAAACCACAAACUCAAAUUGUUAUUUAACGGAAACACUGGUUUUAUGAAGACCAUUACACGUAAACAUAAACCUAAAAUUAUGCAAUGCGCCAUUCAAUUUGCAGCUUACCGCAGUGCUCAGUUCCAUUCAGGUGCCUAUUUGUUUAUGCCUGAUCCUAACGAAAAGGACUAUGAAAAAGAUGUUCUGGAACAAUACAAGAAACAAAUGUCCGUUAUAAUUACCACUGGACCGCUGUCGAGUGAGUUAACAAUUAUUUAUGGGGCCUUUCUGGUACACAGUGUUGCUAUCUAUCACGUAGAAAACUCGAGCAUUAGUGACGCUAUACAAAUUGAAAAUACGGUUGACUUUGAAAACACACCUAAGAAUAGAGAAACUGAAUUGUUCAUGAGAAUCAUUUCGAACGUUCAAAACAACGAACCCCCUGAGUUCUAUACAGAUUUGAACGGAUUCAGUACCCAAAAGCGGGUUAAGGUCGAAAGGAUUGCUCUAGAGGGUAACUAUUUCCCUAUAACGUCAAUGGCCUACAUACAAGACGAAAACAUUAGGCUCAGCUUACUUACGAAUCAUGCACAAGGAGCUGCCAGUUGGCAACCAGGCUACUUAGAAGUAAUGUUGGAGAGAAGAACUCUAUAUGACGAUUCCAGAGGUAUGGGGGAGGGCCUCGUUGACAAUCGAAAAACCGUCUCCAAAUACUUUUUACUAAUCGAAGAUAUGUCACAGAUAGUCGAGAGUAAAGUCCCGCAAACAAAACGAUUCGAGAACUCAGACGACACUUACGAAAAAGGCGAAGUGGUCCGGACUUUCAAUGUACCGACCGAAAACGCCGAAGUCUUCAGACAAGAAACCUACUCCAGACCUUCUUUAUAUAGCAACCAUUUGUCGAACCUUUUAAAUUACCCUGCCGGUGUGUUCAUAGUCGAUCCUGAAUACCAAUCAACUGUCAAUAACUCCUUCAGGGUGUUCAACAAAAACUUGCCGUGCGACGUACACCUGCUCAAUUUGCGGACGCAGCCCGACUCGGUGUAUUCUCAAUAUCCUUCAUCGAAUGCUUUAAUGGUGCUGCACCGACAAGGAUACGACUGUCAAGUUAACAGUAAUUACACGUGUUCCUCGAAGAAGUUCAGCGAAGGCACCUCGUUCGAUUUCGUCACCGUAAAAGAUAUGGAAGUGAAGUCCCUGACUGGUAUUGAGGAAGUCGCCGGAUUAAACUCUCUAGGGGACAUGUAUUUGGAGCCCAUGGCGUUAAAAACAUUGAACGUGUCGUUCGGUUAAUGUGAUCAUUUUCUGUAGGGAAUUUUUUAGAUAUUUGUGUAUAGAUUCAUUCUCUUUACAGACUUUUAUUCAAAUUGAAUAAUCCUGGGUCAUGUCAGUUGCGUGCCCAUUAUUUUAUAAAAAUUACUGUAGAUAUUUGUAUAUAGGAGGAAUUUUAACAUAUUUAUAUGUGUAUUUGUUUUUUUAUCAAGGCAAAUUAAAAUAAUAAUUUUAGGUGUCAUUAAGUGUACUCUGUCAUUUUAUUUUAUACUUUCACAAGCACUGACUGAAAUUAUGUUAAAGUAUAAUGGGAUUUUAUGAAAAUUGAAAUUUGCAGUGAUCUUUUGUAUAACCAAUUUUAUUUAUUAAUAUAAUAUUUUAUUCGUA